This is a messenger RNA of Pisolithus orientalis, 1488 nucleotides long. RefSeq lists its product as uncharacterized. NCBI's taxonomy places the organism in Eukaryota, Fungi, Basidiomycota, Agaricomycetes, Boletales, Pisolithaceae. The transcript has a single exon. The record is from RefSeq and is a predicted model, not a curated record. The coding region runs from base 1 to 1488 and encodes 495 amino acids.
AUGUCUUCUCCGGAACCUGCGUGCGGUGUUACGAUGUACGAGCAUGAUCCGGAGUUACCAAUCGUGCCCUGUGGAUCUGGUGCACUUCCAACACGAGCUGCAACGGAGCGCGUAGUACGCGCGCCCGAAUCACGCGAAGCCCAACGGGGACGUUCGCACUCCCGAGAGAUCUGUAUGCGCAGCGCCCCUGCAUAUAGCAUGCUCUUUCCGUCUGGCCCGCCCUUCCCUCUUCCAGGUACGCAGACACCACCGCAGGAGGUACAGACCCUUCCGCCUCCGCCGCCUUGCAAGUGCCCGUCGACAGGAAACUGUUCAUCAUCGGCGAGUUGUACUCCAGUUCUAACAUCUUUGCCGUUGGCCUCCGCCACCUGCCCACCUUCGGUAUCUACUUGUCCGCCGGGAUUCGCAUGUCCUCAGCCGUUGAAGCGUUCACCAUCCCACACGCGGGCAUCUGUGUCGGUGUCAUCCUCCCCACAGACACCCCGAGGGCACUAUCCCGGACGUCCCUUACCAGCGACACCACCUGUGUCGCCUUCCCUUACGUGGAUCCUCGACGGACAACCUCACGUACAACUGCACCCGCGGGCUGCAAAUGCUUCUCUAGCGCACGGUCAGAUAUCUCCUUGGGUACGCGUACCUAUGGCGCUGCCUGAAAAGGUGGGAACGCCGCGCCCAUCAUACACCCCGCCUCUCCCAGAGCCUGUUCCGCGGUAUGCACAGCUACCUGAGAAAGCUCCCCGUACACCUCCGAUGCCAGAGGGUACAUCAGAUACUCCUAUGGCAAUCAACACUCCCUGUACACCGCCUAUGCCGGGAGCGUUCUCUCGUACACCCCCCAUCCCGGAAACAUUCCACACACCACCCAUGCCUUCUUCCUUGCUCAACUCUCCCCCUGUACCCGAGGGCCUGCUUAUCGAUCUCAGUGAUGAUGAUCAUAGUCCCGAUAAGCAGACACAGAGCCCGAGCGACGCCCCUACGUCGCCUGAUCUUUUGGAUCUUCUCGAUGAACAACCUGUACCUGCCCACAAAUGCCCAGAUCUCCUCGACUUCGGUGAACCUGAAGAACCAUCUCAAGGUGCUGGAUCCAUAUCUCUUGGAGAAAUCUUGAACGACGGAAAUGCGUCCCCGUCGACUACGAAUACGCUAGCUCCUCUGCGUUUUGAUCUCAUGGAGGAUGAUGCUUAUUUGCAUAACAAGGGACAAGACGACAAUUGCGAGGAAAAUGACAGCGCAAGUGAUGGAGACACUGUCAGUCCCGGCCCGCUGACACCAAGCACUCUGAGUGGAUUUGUUUCUGCGUCUGGGUCAGUCGUGUCUCUUGUGCCCAUGCAAACGAGCGCGGCACAUGCGGAGGCAGACUGUGUAAAAGGAGAAAGUUUCGAAGACGACACGUCAACUCCAGUCCCCAACCGCGACACCAAGGAGUACUUCGCGGGCCCACCGCGUCUGGGGACGCCUCGGCAGCGCCCGUCUCUUACUGCUUGCUGA